Molecule: messenger RNA, 2187 nt
Organism: Rangifer tarandus platyrhynchus (Svalbard reindeer)
Lineage: Eukaryota; Metazoa; Chordata; Mammalia; Artiodactyla; Cervidae
Source: the annotation of a GenBank genome assembly
AUGGGAGAUGAAGAUUGGGAAGCAGAAAUAAUCAACCCUCAUAUGUCUUCCUAUGUUCCUGUAUUUGAGAAGGAUAGGUAUUCUUCUGGAGCAAAUGGAGACACUUUUAACAGGACUCUGGCUUCAUCAUCAGAAAUGGGUGAUGGAUCGCCUCAAAGAGAUCAUUUCAUGAGAAGUGGAUUUGCCUCUGGGAGGAGUUUGGGAAACAGAGAUCCUGGUGAGUCUAAUAAAAGAGAGAAUACAUCCACAGUGGGUGAUUUUGGAGUUGGAAAGAGUUUUGGAAACAGAGGUUUUUCAAAUAACAAGUUUGAAGAAUGUGAUAGCUCUGGUUUCUGGAGAGAGUCUAGUAAUGACUGUGAAGAUAAUCAAACACGGAACAGAGGGUUUUCCAAGAGAGGCGGUUAUCAAGACGGCAAUGAUUCAGAAGCUUCAGGAUCAUCCAGAAGAGGUGGAAGAGGUAGUUUCCGAGGUUGCCGUGGAGGAUUUGGUCUAGGAAGUCCAAAUAUUCAUGAACAAGAUGAGGGGACCCAGCGCUCUGGUGGCAUUUUUGGUUCUAGAAGAUCAGCAUUAAGUGGUGCAGGUAAUGGUGACACUUUCCAAAGCAGAAGUGGUAGUGGAAGUGGACGAGGUGGUUACAAAGGUUUAAAUGAAGAAGUAAUUACCGGCUCUGGAAAGAAUUCUUGGAAGUCAGAAGCUGAAAGAGGAGAAGGUGGUGACACUCAGGGACCAAAAGUGACCUACAUACCACCUCCUCCACCUGAAGAUGAGGACUCCAUCUUUGCACAUUAUCAGACAGGCAUAAACUUUGACAAAUAUGAUACUAUUCUUGUAGAAAUAUCUGGACAUGAUCCACCACCAGCAAUUCUGACUUUUGAAGAAGCUAAUCUUUGUCAGACACUGAAGAGCAACAUUGCUAAAGCUGGUUAUACUAAGCUUACUCCUGUGCAAAAACACAGUAUUCCUAUUAUACUAGGCGGACGAGAUUUGAUGGCUUGUGCUCAGACAGGCUCUGGAAAGACUGCAGCUUUUCUCUUGCCAAUCUUGACUCAUAUGAUGCGUGAUGGAAUAACUGCCAGUCGUUUUAAAGAACUGCAGGAACCAGAGUGUAUUAUUGUAGCACCAACUCGAGAGUUGAUCAAUCAGAUCUAUUUGGAAGCCAGAAAAUUUUCUUUUGGGACUUGCGUAAGAGCAGUUGUCACAUAUGGGGGAACCCAGUUGGGGCAUUCAAUUCGACAAAUAGUACAAGGCUGUAAUAUAUUAUGUGCUACUCCUGGGAGACUGAUGGAUAUCAUAGGCAAAGAAAAGAUUGGUCUCAGACAAGUCAAAUACUUAGUUUUGGAUGAAGCUGAUCGCAUGCUGGAUAUGGGUUUUGGACCAGAGAUGAAAAAGUUAAUUUCCUGCCCGGGAAUGCCGUCAAAGGAACAGCGUCAGACCCUUAUGUUCAGUGCAACUUUUCCAGAAGAAAUUCAAAGGUUGGCUGGGGAGUUUUUAAAGUCGAAUUAUUUGUUUGUUGCUGUUGGACAAGUGGGUGGAGCAUGUAGAGAUGUUCAGCAGACCAUUCUUCAAGUUGGCCAGUACUCAAAAAGAGAAAAACUUGUUGAAAUUCUACGAAACAUAGGUGAUGAAAGAACUAUGGUCUUUGUUGAAACUAAGAAAAAAGCAGAUUUUAUUGCCACUUUUCUUUGUCAAGAAAAAAUAUCAACAACAAGUAUUCAUGGUGAUCGUGAACAGAGGGAAAGAGAGCAAGCUCUUGGAGAUUUCCGCUGUGGAAAGUGCCCCGUUCUUGUUGCUACUUCAGUAGCUGCACGAGGGCUGGAUAUUGAAAAUGUUCAGCAUGUUAUUAAUUUUGAUCUUCCUUCUGCCAUUGAUGAAUAUGUUCAUCGAAUUGGGCGUACUGGUCGUUGUGGAAAUACUGGCAGAGCUAUUUCCUUUUUUGAUCUGGAAUCAGAUAGCCAUUUAGCACAGCCUCUAGUGAAAGUGCUAUCAGAUGCUCAACAGGAUGUUCCUGCCUGGUUAGAAGAAAUUGCCUUUAGUACAUAUGGUCCUGGCUUCAGUGGUGGUACAAGAGGAAAUGUGUUUGCAUCAGUUGAUACUAGAAAGAAUUACUACAGCAAGAGCUCUUUGAACACAGCAGGGUUUUCUUCAUUGCAAGCUCCUAAUCCAGUAGAUGAUGAGUCAUGGGAUUAA